GUUGUUUCCUGCUGCACAGAUGGUGUCCGAUUCUCCGCCUUAUAUCUUGCACGGAACUGGGAAGUUAGGACCCCUUUGCUCUGAUUUGCGAAUUGGCUUGGUGUCAACUCUGCGGGAUGUGGAGGAUCAAUUUCUACAAUGGUUGGAGUGGUUUCGAAUCAUCGGAUUUGCACAUCUCUUCCUCUAUUUUGACGAUCCUGCUUGUGAUGAGGCAGCCAUCGCAGCAGCUCGAUCCACCUACUCAGAAGACUUCGUGUCCUUUGCGCUGAAUACUCCGGAGCUUCGGAAGGAGUGGAUGUCACUGAAGACGUGGCCCAAGUUUUCGCCCUUUACGGACGACCGCAUGUGCCGGCAGCUGCUCAACAUUGCCCAUGCAUUGCGACGGGCGCAAGCGGCCCCAGCCGAGUCUGUGGAGUCUGUGGAUUGGAUGUUCCAUUUGGAUCAUGAUGAACUGUUCUUGCCACCUCCACAAGGGUUACAGGCGCAUUUCAAACAUUUGGAGGCGGGCAAUUGCCGCCUUUGCCUCUACCAGAACUUUGAAGCAGCACCUCGGGACCAUACCACCAUGCCCUUUGUUGAUGUCAACCUCUUCAAGAUCCCCAGUGGCCGUGUAAGCAAAACUCCCCUGGGAGCCGCUGGGAUGAACUUUUGGGCCCAAAGAACCAAGGCACGAAACUACUUUUUGUACUACGACAAUGGGAAAAGUGCCGUGAGGAUUGACAAAACUUACAAAACUCAUCGAGGUGGCAAAGAUAUCGCCCCAACCUCCGUUCAUUUGCUGUAUCCUCCUGAUGAUUUGGAGGAAUUGAUCACUGGAAAGCAUGGAUGGACCACAUUUCCAGAACAUGAACUUUCAGAUAUGAAUCUGACCUGGAUGUCAUCCUGUCAUGACGAGAUUGUGGUUGGUGCAAAGGUGCUGCACUAUCCUGCCACCCAUUUUGAUCGCUUGUGGCAUAAGUACAACCACUUGGGGAAUUUCCCGGCCGUGCGAUUUGGAGGCGAAUUGGUUGUGCCAGACUCAUUUCACUUGCAGGCACGUGAUGAGUACUUAAAGCAUCAGGACAAGACUGUUCAGCAGCAGAAGCUGAAGGAACUGUUGGAGCACGCUGCGUUUCUUCGAAGUGAGGAGGAGAUCCAGUCGCAGUUGGAGACCGGCUCGGUGGUCGUCAUCGACACGGUGCGCGACUCGUUGCAACGUGGCUGCUGGACAGCACCGAGGCUCCUGCGUCCGAGCCUUCAUAGCCUGCUACAGCGGCGUCCCAGCAAGGCAGAGAUGGAACGAAUGCAAAAGAUGAAGCGAUUUCCAGUGGAAAAACUGUCAUGUCCUGAAGGUCUUCUGAAAAAUUCGGAUCCUGGUUUGGAUUUGGUGCUUCAAGAACUGGAAUCCAAGGGCUGGGCGGCCUGCAACUUGGGACUUCAUCCCAAGAUCUUGCAGCGUGCCUUGCUGGAGGCUCAACAACUGAAGCCACGGAUGGCCAAAGGGUCCACCGUCAUCGAAAAUGAGAUCUUGGAUCCCAGCCUUCCAAAUGCUGACCGUGGGGAUCGUAUCCUCUUCAUGCAGGAACAAGGAUUAAGUGGAGCCGCUGCAGCCAAAGGACCUGCACCCACUUUGACCAUGUUGGAGUCCGCACUGACCGAUUUCGGCAUGCAGUUGGACCUGAGGCUCCAACGUAGCAGCUUGCGGCUGCGGAUCACUGAGCGUUGCGAUGGGAUGCUGGCAUGUUACGAAGCUGGAGGAGCCUAUAGCGCCCACAUCGACAACGCAGAUGGAGAUGGUCGUGUGGAUGGCCGAGUUUUGACCAUGGUUUUGUACCUCAACGUGAAUUGGGACCGCUCAGCAGGUGGUGAGCUGGCCAUUUUUGAAGCAAACGAUGGAGACCUGGGGGAUCCAAAUGUCAAGGGCAGCUGGCAUGUGGUGUACCCUGAGGCAGGAACCUUGGUCUUACUUAGGGCAGAUCGCGUGUUGCACGAGGUUCGCAGUGCCUAUGAGGAGCGCUUUGCUUUGAGUAUGUGGUUCUGUGGACAACAUGUGGAGUACGGUGGAUCAUGAAAAGAGCAACUAAAAAAGCAUCCAAUACAUUCCAAUACCGUCAAAAUCCCACUGCCGGGAAUACAAAGUUCUUGGCUGAGAUGGACAUUUCUGAGAAUGAUCACGUUUAGUCAGCUGCCGCAAAA
Molecule: messenger RNA, 2175 nt
Organism: Cladocopium goreaui
Lineage: Eukaryota; Dinophyceae; Suessiales; Symbiodiniaceae
Source: the annotation of a GenBank genome assembly